Molecule: messenger RNA, 2693 nt
Organism: Arachis ipaensis
Lineage: Eukaryota; Viridiplantae; Streptophyta; Magnoliopsida; Fabales; Fabaceae
Source: RefSeq, a predicted model, not a curated record
AGUUUGGCAACGGUCAGAAUCCCGCCACUUAAAUAGUUGAAUUCUCAGUCUCACUCAUCCCGCAUUUACGAAGGAUUCAUUAACAUUAAAUUCAUUAUCUAAAAACCACAAUCAAAAUUUGUUAAAUCCCUGAUUUCAGUUCUUCGCGGAACAAAAAAUUGGCUAUGAAUUCAUCAAAGUCGUCGUCUUUGGGCAGAUCACACCGUAGAGCCUCAGAACUCAUUGACCCCAUGAGACGGAGUUUCGCUACUAAUCCAUUUGCUAAACCCUCCUUAAUUCCUGACCCUAACCCUAGAGAAGCAACUCCUUCAGGUUUUCCGAGAAGAAACUCUUUUGGGGGAAGAGAAGGCGCAGCAGCGUCUUUCCACCGUGACCUAGAUGACAAAGAAAAUGAGAAAGACUCGAUUUUGAAGCCGUGGAAGGUACGAUCGCCAGCUGCUUCUUCGAAGUGCGGGAAGAAUUUCAUGUCUCCAACGGUCUCUGCUUCUUCGAAGGUCGGUGCGAGGAAGAAGGUUCUUGGUGAUAGGAAUGAGCCUGCUCGAGUUUCUGCUCCCGUCGCAGCCACCAAAAUCCCCACCACGAAGGUAACUUUUGCCGAAUCAGUGCAUUAUAAUAGCAUUCUAAAAUCAAAGGAUGGUGUAAGAGAGAAAAAUUUUGAAGCUUUGCCAUCAUUGGAUGAUGGGGUUCCCAAGGAGGAAGUGAAUGUUGCUUCUACCUUGAGUAGUGAGUUGUGUGGUGAAGUAGCUUACAGUUUGAAUGUUCCUUGCAAUGUGAAGGAUGAGGCUGGAUAUUCAUUUCAAACUGUUGUUGAUGAGCCUGAUUGUGUUAACCUUGACCCAAGUUUUAAUCUCAGUCCGAUUCCUACUCCUCCUCUUCCGGUUUCGACUGGUGCCAUAAUCUCAGCUCCUCAUGAUGCAGAUCCUUUGAUGCCUCCUUAUGAUCCUAAAACGAACUAUCUUUCCCCCAGACCACAAUUCUUGCAUUACAAACCAAAACAACGAUCUGAUCUUGAUGAUGGCUUUGUGUAUGAAGACUUCUCUGACUCGGAAGUUACUGAAGAUUCUAACUUGGAGGAUGACUCACAGAAGGAAUCAGAGGAUGUUUCUUUGGAGGAAAGAGUUGAAGAAUGUGCUGCCAAGACUUUAAUGAUGGAGGAAACGGUGGAAGCAAAAGAGAUGCCUAAACCACGCUUUUAUAUAAGGUGGAAGGCUGUUAUUGCUCUUCUUUUACUCCUCUCCGUUGCUUUUGUAUCAAUGUCGGCCUCAAGUUCUCAAUUGGGGGAUGGCACUGUGUUUCAAGACAUAUAUGGGGUAUAUGAGUCGUCUGAAUUCUCAGAGUUUGUGAGGAAUCAUUUUAAUCGUUUCUCAGAAUUUGCAAAGGCAAAUUUCGAUGGCUUAUAUCAAAAUUUGCUUACCUGGUUUACUGAGUCGCUGUCAUCAAUUUCUAAGUUCAUUUCCAAUGUCGAAAGUGUUCACAGUUUGGGCCACUUGAAAUACUGUAACUUAACUGUUAUGCAUGAAUAUAAUGCAGUUGAUCAGGGACUUAUAUUUGGGCAGAGUAAAAUAGACAUUGGUGAGGCUUCAGAAGUGUACCCCCUUGUACUGAAUGUUGAAGAUAGUGGAGUAGCCUCAGUGAUCGAUAUAGACGAGGAUAUUGAGGAUGUUUGGGCAGAGCAUUAUAAUUCCAUAUUUGAAGAACAAGAUCAGCAAGAUCUUGAAAUAACUGCAGAUGUUGAAAAAGCAUUAGAUGAUGCUCUGGAUUGUGAAGAAGUAUCUACAGGACAACCAGCCAAUGUGGUAGAACCAGAUCAGGAUUGGCAACUUGAUCAAGUGAUCAAACCUGAAUUGUAUCACUUGGAAGCUGAUAUAAAACUUAAAGUCCAGUCAAAUGCAGAUUCACAGGCUGCUGAUGUUCCCAAUAUGGAAGUGUUCAAUGAUGGGGAUUUAGAUGCAAAGCAAGCUUUGGAUUCAGAGAUUGCUGAAAUUCUUACAGGAGCCUAUGGAGAUAAUGACAAUAAGUUGACUGAAGCGAAGGAGGAAUCUAUUAGCAUGGAUGCUACAAGCGAAGGUGACGAGCAGAGACUCGGAACAAUCAACCUCCAACCAAACAUGGUGCUGUAUUUGCUGCUCCUUGGAGGUGCAAUUUUACUUACAGGUGCUGCUUUCAACUGGUUAAGUAAAGGCAAAAGCAGAAGCACAAGGGUUACUACCAGCUUUGCGGAUCAACCUCUAUUUGCUAAGUCAUUCCAUGCCAAGAACUCCUUGGUGACUCCCAAACAAGAGCAGAAUUACCUAGAAAAGCCAUCUCUCAGGAAUGAGCCUAUCGAAAUAGACAUGAAUGGAGAAUCAUGCCCUUCAGAAAUGAGCAGCAUUCAUAAGAGCUCACCUUAUUUGCAAAGGUUAGUGAAAGAGUCUAAUGAGGUUGACAGUGUAGAGAAGAAGUCAGUGGCCAAGAAGAGUAGAGACUCUUUUGCCUUUUCAUCCGACUAUUCCACAAGUUCACCAUCCUAUGGAAGCUUUACUAUGUACGNUGUUAUGUUGCUUUUCUUCAGGGGCAUGGGAGUGGGGAGAAAGUUACUCCUGUUAGGCGUUCAAGUAGGCUUAGAAGCCAAGCCACUUCUCCAUUAUGAUAUAACCCAAAUUGCAUAUUUGCCUAAAAUGUGUAUUGUUAAUGAAACAUUAGCAUUGAUCUAA